AUGGCUGCCAAAAAUAACGUUUCAGAAAGAUGUGACGUUGAUUUAUCGAAUUUGGUUGAAUUAACACUGAAAGUCUUCGAGGAAAAUAGUAUUACUGCAAAGAAAUUGUCAAUAUGUCGAAAAACUAGAGAUCUGAAGCUUGGAGACAUGGUUAUUCCAAGGGGAAGCUGCAAUGAUGUCCCACAACAGGUCCUGGACAAACUGGCAGAGAACACAACAGAUCCGAAUUUACCAUCCAUGCUGCAAUAUUCUACAGUUUCUAGUGACAAAUACAACUCAGUUGUAUUCCAUGCCAAUAGACCACAGUCUUUUAAAAAUAUUAUUAAAAAUACUCUGACUGAAGGGGACAAUUAUGGAGAAAAUCCAGUAAAAGACUCAAAUAAAGUCGUUUUUAUAAAUUCUUUGUGUAAUAUUGAAGAAACUGAAAAUCUACCAAAAUGUUCUGGCGCAGAACUUAUCCGAAAUAUUGUGGUACUUCAACAUUUAGAGAGAAUUUUAGAAACCAAUGGAUAUAAGGUGUCUACAAAUGUUUCCAAAUCGCACCAAGAAACCACUGACAUUUAUGAAGCGUUUGGUGUAAAAUGGUCAGAAACAACAAUUGACCAAACAGCUUUCGACCAAAGUCUGAAAUCGACUGUGGAAAAUAUUAAAACUUGCCCUUAUCAGGAGGAAAUAAAACGAUAUAAUAUUUUAAGUGAAUCAUCGAAUUCCAAACAAUCACCUGUGAUAUUUAACUUAAGGAAUUUUAUUGCUGAAAAUAAUUUACCUGUUGGAAAAAUAGGCUAUGAUAAAAAUCUUUCUUAUGUUGAUGUUAUAACAGAUGAUGGUAUAUCAGAUGAAGUAAAGAAAGCUGUUUAUUUAUCAACAACAACAACAACAACCAGUUCUAAUACCCAGCAAGAUAUACACCUUCUUCAUUUAAUUUCCCAACGUCAAGUCUUUCUACAACAACAAAUCACUUUACUUUUACAGUAUAUUAGUACAUCUCUUACACAGAGUAUAUUAGUAUUUGGUGAUGUAACUAGUAGAAUUGGUUCUGAGAAUCAACAUCAACCAACAUUUUCUAGUCAACAACUUUAUAGGUUACGUUAUGAUCAGAUGUUAGAGUCUAGUAUAAUGAAAUAUGGAGAUGAAGUCAAAGAAGAGAAAUGGAAAGAAAGGAUCCAGUAUUUAACUGUAGCUGGUCUCAGGUUUGAAAUGCUGACCACCACUGUUCGAAAUAAUGUGAAGCUAGACCUGGGUGAAGACUGUUUAGACAAUAGAAAUGGUUCCUUUGUUCUUUAUAACUCUGCCAGAUUAUCUACUUUAUUCAAGAAUUACCAUGAAGCUGUUAAAAAAGGUCAUUAUCCACCACUGCCUGAUAUAGAUGAAGUUGAUUUUACUGCAUUAAGAGAAGAGGAGGAAUGGAGCCUAUUAUUUAACUAUAUAUACAUCUACCCUGAAAUAGUAUCAUCGUGUAUAGAUGAUUUAGGUUUAAACUCUACUAGUUUACUAGCUAAAAUACACAUACACAAGGUUGCCAAUUUUCUAGUGUCUUUCAGUAGAAGUUUAAGUUCUUACUACAGUCGAAUACAUAUACUAGUGGAUAAUAAAGCUCAUCUAAUGGGAACAAUGUUUGCCAGGUUAUAUUUAGUGAAAGCUGCUCAUCAAGUUUUACAGAAUGGUUUAAAAUUAUUAAAUAUUGAACCUCCAUCUCAAUUAUAA
Molecule: messenger RNA, 1704 nt
Organism: Lottia gigantea (owl limpet)
Lineage: Eukaryota; Metazoa; Mollusca; Gastropoda; Lottiidae
Exons: 11
Coding region: 1-1704 (567 amino acids)
Biological process (GO): tRNA C3-cytosine methylation; arginyl-tRNA aminoacylation
Molecular function (GO): ATP binding; arginine-tRNA ligase activity; tRNA binding
Source: RefSeq, a predicted model, not a curated record